AUGAAAUCAUUUCUGGGGAGUCUGAACUAUUAUAGUCGAUUUAUCGAAGACUACGCGAUCUACGCGUCGGUUUUGUACGAAUUGCGAGAAAUCGACUUUGCUGCGAUGGCGAAAGAGACCACUCAAGGGCGAAUCCAACAAAUGCUGGAAGCAGAAGGUGUGGAUCCAAGAUCACAGGAAGAUCGAGAUGUCAACCACCGAAGGACCCUGGAUCCGGAGGCGCCUGAUCCUAUGGAGGUAGAUCCACGUUGGAUUCAUGCUCAUCGGGCCUUCAACGUGCUCAAGAGCAGGAUUGCUACAACUCCGAUCUUACGACACUUUGACCCGGAUCGGAAAGCUACGGUGGUGGUGUACGCCAGCGACGGGGCUAUCUCGGGAGCCCUGAUGCAAGAAUAUGACCAGAUCUACUACCCCGUGAAGUUUGCGAGCCGUACUCUGAAGUCUAAUGAGCUAAAGUACGGUAUCGCGGAGAAGGAAGUGCUAGCUCUUCCGAGGACCCUGGAUCUGAAUUACAAUGCGUUGGAACUGUAUAUCGUCAGUUUCGAUGGAUCAGCCCAUGUCAAGAGCGGUGGAGGCGCCUACAGCGCGAUCCUGUGGAGGCUGCCCGAAUGGAGGGUGGUGAAAGCUAGAUCAGGGUAUGCCGAAGGCUUGACGGUGAAUGAGGCAGAAUACCAUGGGUUGUUACUAUGUCUGGAUCUGUUGGAGGAUCUGGAUCCACAGCGUCUGGUGAUCUGCGGAGACUCAAACCUGGUGAUCCGACAAGUACGAGGAGAGAUCGAUUAUCAUGAACUAUUGCACGUCAAACGGGACUGGAAUGGGAGUGCUGCUCUGCAACGGCAAUGUGGGAUCGAGAUAGAGUCUGAUGCAGAGAUCCAGGAUCUCAUAACCUUAAAUACGCUGGAUGAGAUCCUGAUGGUGAAAGUCGAAGAAGAAACCAUACGGGUAUCAGCGGUGACGACCCGAUCUAAGGCCAGGUCGGGGGUACGUGCGGGAUCUGAUCCAGACUCCUUACGAGAGGAAGUCGUGAGAGAGCUACGGAUCGAGCGGAUCCGACAAGCGCAGGACGAGGAGUCGUGGAUCAUGGGCUUGAAGAAGUAUCUGAUCGGGGAGAUCCGGGAUCUGACACAAGAAGAAGCUAGAAUGUUCGGAUCUAUUGCCAUGAAUUACGACGUGGAUCAGCUGGCACUCUUCUAUUGCCCGACAUCUAAGAAAGCGGCUGCAGAUUGA
Molecule: messenger RNA, 1227 nt
Organism: Phytophthora megakarya
Lineage: Eukaryota; Oomycota; Peronosporomycetes; Peronosporales; Peronosporaceae
Source: the annotation of a GenBank genome assembly